This is a messenger RNA of Pneumocystis jirovecii RU7, 1329 nucleotides long. RefSeq lists its product as uncharacterized. The transcript is spliced from 4 exons. The record is from RefSeq and is a predicted model, not a curated record. NCBI's taxonomy places the organism in Eukaryota, Fungi, Ascomycota, Pneumocystomycetes, Pneumocystales, Pneumocystaceae. Bases 1 to 1329 code for a protein of 442 amino acids.
AUGGAUACAGAAGAUUUUGGGAUAUUAAAGGGUCAAAGCAGUCCUUAUAGACCUUAUUAUAUUCCAUCUGAUUUUUCAUAUGUUUUAGAACAGGGAAUUAAUCAAAAUACUGAAGAAUUAUAUAAAAUUUCAUCAAAUAAAAAUUGGAGAAAAUCGGAACAUUUAGACUAUUUUGACUUUAAAAACAAUAGAGAAUUGUUCAAAAAAAUACUAUAUAGUUCUAUUGUGCGUUAUUUAUGUGUAUUUGUUGUCCAACCAUUCGAAACAGCGAAAACAAUUUUACAAUGUCAAUACCAUGCUAAAUUAAAGCAAAAUGAAAAUAAAAAUGAAAUAAAUGAUUUUUUUGAAGAAAGAUAUAGUAUAUCAGAUGAAAGCGAAUCUAUAGUAUCGAAUGAGUCUGAUCCUCCAUAUUUUUAUGAACCUAACUCUCUUACUAUAUCUCCUGAUUUAUCUUAUACAUCUAAGAGAGGAAUUGUUGAUCGUGAAGGGUAUAUCCUAACACCUCCAAAUGACCAUGAAAUACAAUUUCCGUGGGAAAUCAAUAUUGAAAAAACUCAAGUAAGAGCUGCUAUUUAUGCAUUGUGGAACAAGGAGGGUGUUUUUGGUUUGUGGAAAGCUCAGAAUAUAUCUUUUAUAUAUAGCAUCUUGUAUUCAAUCAUUGAAUCAUGGAGUUCAUCUUUUCUAUCAAAAACUUUUUCUUUCCCAGAUUUUUUUCCUGAAACUAUCGACUUUGAUCAUUGGAUAGCUUCAUUUUUCAUAUCUCUAACGUCAUCUGCAUUUACAUCAUUACUUUUAGCGCCCAUUGAUAUUGCAAAAACACGUAUUAUGAUGACACCUAGGCGUUUAAAUUCUCAUAAAUUUUUAAAAACAAAUUUACUUUCUUUUUCUAUAUGUCCACCUACAUUAAUUCUUCCAACUUUAUUAUAUUCAACAUUACCUAACGCUGUAUCUUUGAUCAUUCCUAUCUUUUUUAAUAAAUGUGGGCUUGUUAUAGAUCCAUAUGAAACACCAAUUAUGCACAAUUUUACUUCAUUAAUCGCUGCACUAGCACAUCUUUCUAUCAAACUACCAUUGGAAACUAUCUUGCGCAGAGCACAGUUACAUAUAUCAAAUAUGGAACGGACACUUGUCAGACCAGGAAGAUAUACUGGCAUUUCUGGCACUAUAUGGUGUAUUUUACAUGAAGAGAAUAAUAAACCUUAUACUCUCGAUGGAUUCUACUAUGGAUGGAGGAUGAGCUUAUACACCUUAGCUGGUAUUUGGACUCUUGGACUCACAUCUUUUUUGCCUUCUGGUCUUCCUCCUGACCUUCCUAUCAUGUCUCAAUAA